UAAACCAGACCGUGAUCACCCCUACUCAGAACUGCAGUCUCAGAACUAAAAUCGACGCGGCGAGGAAACUCCAAUUUCGUUCCCAUACUUCCCGCUUUCCGAUUCGCGAUUCCUAAGACAGAAAUCACGACAUGUAUUCCCCACUAUUUUCAAGUUUUCCAGGUGAUUUCGACCUUUUAUAGUCAUUCUAACACCAACGUGUUUGUUUAUAUGUUGUGUUGCCAGUGUAAACACAUUGUAGACAUCAGUUUCAAAAUUCUAUAAUUGAUCACUGAAAAAAGUUGAUUGUAGGUAUAAUUUGGUUCCUAGAAAAUCAUUAUAUUUAAUUUGCCCAAAUUACUUGUGCAAUUCAGCUCCCAGAUUUUCUACUGGAUAGAAUGUUGAAACUUAAAGUUCAACAUACUCUGAUUCAACCAUUGCUAGGAGCAUUUUCCAGUUGAAGAUAUAUGCUGUACUACAUAAGAGAAACUGAAUGGAGAAACUUAUAGAAUUUGGAAGGAGAGCAAUGUUUUAUGCUAGAGUCCUUUCCGGAUAUGAAGAGCGUCGAAUCAGAUCUUACAGACUCCAGAUACAGCAGCAUCUCGCCAAGGCGGAAGAAAGUAAGUUAGCCUUAAAAAAGAUCCCUGAGCAGGUUAUAUUAUCAGAGGUGCGGCGUAUGGUAGAAGAGAUGCAAUCCUUGAAUAAGAAGCUGGAAGAAACAGAAAAUGCCAUUGAUGAUUAUUUUAGCCCACUCGAUAAGGAAGCUGAGAUGAUAGUGAAAACGCAACUCGAGGGUGAGGAGAAGCCAAUCAAAGAGAUGGUGAAGACAGUGCAAAGACAUGCUAUGAUUGAGAAAGAAGAAGCAGAGAAAUUUGCUAAUGUUCGAUGUGCCAAUGCAACGCAAAAUAUAUAAAACUACAGUGUAAGAGUUUUAAAAUGUGGGUAAAAGCCCUUCUUCGGAAGAGUACUUUUAAUUUGAUAAAGUUUAAUGAUAAAUAAUAAAGAGGCUAGUUAUCAUC
Daucus carota subsp. sativus is the source of this 998-nucleotide messenger RNA. RefSeq lists its product as uncharacterized. The coding region runs from base 473 to 892 and encodes 139 amino acids. The record is from RefSeq and is a predicted model, not a curated record. The transcript is spliced from 4 exons. Lineage: Eukaryota; Viridiplantae; Streptophyta; Magnoliopsida; Apiales; Apiaceae.